Molecule: messenger RNA, 760 nt
Organism: Schizosaccharomyces octosporus yFS286
Lineage: Eukaryota; Fungi; Ascomycota; Schizosaccharomycetes; Schizosaccharomycetales; Schizosaccharomycetaceae
Product: cyclophilin family peptidyl-prolyl cis-trans isomerase Cyp2
Exons: 1
Coding region: 107-595 (162 amino acids)
Biological process (GO): protein peptidyl-prolyl isomerization; protein folding
Molecular function (GO): peptidyl-prolyl cis-trans isomerase activity
Source: RefSeq, a predicted model, not a curated record
ACGUUAAAUAAAAUAGAUGUAUAAAUUCUGCAGGUUACAUAACUAGUGCUACCUAUAAAUUUCAGAAUGAUGGUAAGUUGACCUUAACCAUACACUGAAAAUCAAGAUGUCCAACGUUUUCUUCGACAUUAUUGCUAACGGCCAACCCUUGGGACGUAUUGUCUUCAAGUUGUUCGACGACGUUGUCCCCAAGACCGCCGCCAACUUCCGUACUCUUUGCACUGGUGAAAAGGGCUUUGGCUACGCUGGAUCCACUUUCCACCGUGUCAUUCCCCAAUUUAUGCUCCAAGGUGGUGACUUCACUCGCGGAAACGGUACCGGUGGUAAGUCCAUCUAUGGUGAAAAGUUCCCUGAUGAGAACUUCUCUUUGAAGCACAACAAGCCCGGUUUGUUGUCCAUGGCUAACGCUGGUCCUAACACCAACGGAUCCCAAUUCUUCAUUACCACCGUUGUUACUCCUUGGUUGGACGGUAGACACGUCGUUUUCGGUGAAGUCACUAGCGGUAUGGAUGUCGUUAAGAAGGUUGAAAGCUUGGGUUCUAACUCUGGUGCCACCCGUGCUCGCAUUGUCAUUGACAAGUGUGGUACUGUUUAAUUUCCUUUCUGUUUAUAUGACGAUUAUGAGCGAAAAGAAAAUAGUACAUGAUUUGCUAAACAAAAGUUGCAACCCUAUUUUUUUGACUAGUCGUAAAUCACUAAGUAUGAGCGUAAAGUAGUAGCGCAUAAAUCUAUUUUAUUCUAUAUACCAAAUCAUUUUGAA